AUGAUGAAACGGUUGUGGAUUCAUUCUCCAACAACCAUCCCUCUGAUAUGCCUGCAUCAGCGUUCCAUGAUGUUGUUGGCACAUUGGAGGCAAUAUCAUGAUCGGAAAGGAUCAUCAAGAAAUUUCCAUCAUGAUCAAGGAAAAUCAAACCAACAGUCGGGAAGGAACAACCAUGAAAAAUCGAGUAGCUUCUUCUCAAACCCGAAACACAUGUUACAAUUAGGGCUUUACCUUGUGCCGGCAUUUGCUCUUUAUCAACAAUUCAUAACAUCUACACAACAAGAUCAAAAGGAGAUUCUUGAUGAAUUAUCAAGUGCCAUGUCCGAAUUAAAGCAAUGGGAAAAGAGACUCAUGGAAUUGGAAAUGAAUGAUCAUGAUGAUGAAGCCUCACCAGAAAACAUACCACCAGGUCCUGGAAUGUAUGGAUUAAUUCCUGAGGACGAUGAGGCAGCAUCCUCUCACUUCCGUUUUGAAUCACCAAAAGAGAGAAAAUAUGCUUCAAUUUAUGAUGAACUCAGACAUAUCAUUCUUGUCAUCCAUGCUAAAACCAAACAGCUUAACGCCAGUAUUAAAUCCUAUGGUUUGUACAAGAUGAGAAACUACUCACACAAUUGUUAG
This is a messenger RNA of Naegleria lovaniensis, 618 nucleotides long. RefSeq lists its product as uncharacterized. The transcript has a single exon. The coding region runs from base 1 to 618 and encodes 205 amino acids. NCBI's taxonomy places the organism in Eukaryota, Heterolobosea, Eutetramitea, Acrasida, Naegleriidae. The record is from RefSeq and is a predicted model, not a curated record.